AUGGCGAAGGCAGUCAUCUCGUCGAUCUUGCAAUCUCAGCUGGGCAGAUACGUCGAUGGGUUGGCCCCAGAAUCGUUGCAAGUGGGGUUGUGGAGCGGCGAACUACUGCUGACGAAUUUGAAGCUCAAGCCGAACGCACUCGCAGAACUGAACCUGCCCAUCCAAGUGAUUCAGGGGAGCAUCGCGAAGGUGCAUGUGCUCGUCCCGUGGAACCAGUUGGGAUCGGCGAGCGUUCAAAUCACCCUGGAAGGCAUCUAUGGGGUCGCCGUACCCAACAACGAGUUGCCGACACCCGAGGAAGUGUUGGUGGGGAUACGAAAUCGGCUGGAACGGGCCGAGUUGCUUCGGCAGCACCAACGUCACUCGACCAACUGCGAGCACGCAGGAGCGCCGAAAGAAGACGAGACGUUCUUUACUCGAUUGACUUCGCGCAUCAUGGACAAUCUGACGAUCACGAUUCGGGACUUUCACAUCCGAUACGAAGACGUGACGUCGAACCCGAGCACCCCGUUCACGUUUGGCGUGUUGUUGGAAAGUUUCUGCAUUGAAACCACCGACGAGCAUGGGACCAAGGUGUUUGUGGACCGAAGCGAAGCGCCGCCGGACAAGAUGCACAAGGUCGCGACGCUGAAAAACUUGACCGUGUAUUGGGACCGGCUGUCGCGCUCGACGUCGCUGCAGACGUCCAACACGUUCGCGGCGUCCAUGCGAAGCGUCAUUUACAGCGACUUCAAGCAACUGGAUCGGCGAUGGUUGCUGCUACCUCCAUGCUCCCUCAGCGUUCGGUUUACCAAGAACGAAAGCCAAGUGUUUACAAAGGAAAGCCCCAAGUACCGAAUUCAAUCCACGGUGCGCUCCUUCGCGCUGCACUUGAGCCGGGAACAGUACGACGAGAUGGUGUUUAUGUACUUGGCGAUGCGAAGUCGAUUGGCAAUUGAAGCGCACUUUUGGUACAAUCGGCACCGCCCGUUCCUGUCCAUCACCAACUACUCCAUUGUGUGGUGGGAUUACCUGGUGCGGUUUCACAGCAAAAACAAAAAGCUACGUUUUCGAUGGUCCGUGGUGCGCAAACUCGCGCGCGAUCGAAAGAUGUACAUGGCGCUGUACAAACAGCAUCACCUGCAGCAUAUUCCGCUGACGGUGGAGCAACUGGCGUACUUGCAGCGCCUCGAAGACAUGUUUCCGAUCGAACUGACGCUGCGUCUGCGGGACGUGGCCGACGCUCAGUUUGCCAAGACCAAGUCUGACGCCGUUUCGUCAUCGUCGUGGUUUGGGUACUUUUUCGGCGAAGGAGGCGAGUCAUCCAAGGAUGUCCAACAGGAUGUGCUGUCGGCGGAAGGCAAGGCGGAUCUCAAGCGCGCAUUUGAAGAAACCGCGGCGCUCGAACUAGCGCCAGUGCCGGAUGACUGCUGCAUUGUUGUAUUGGACCUGACGUUGCAAAUGGGGCAAGUGGGGCUGUUUGCGUACCAGAAUGUGCCGCUACUGACGAGCGAGUUUACCGGAUCGUGCUUGUUUCAAGUCCAGCCGGCGUCGCGGUGGUUGGCGCAGAUGCAACUGCGGCGGUUGAACGUGUUCAAUUGGCGGUGCGCCGACGCCUCCGCGGCCGGCCGCUUGUUUUGCACGCUUCAGGUCGAUGACGGUGGAUCAGACAAGAAGGCGCCGUUUGAGGUAUCCGUAGCCGCGACGGACGCGACGGGCAUGCGUGUGCGCGUGUCGGCCGAACCGAUCCGCGUCGUGCUGGACGCCGUGUUCCUGCUGCAACUGGCAGACUUUUUUUCGACACAUGACACGCUCAACGACGUGUGGGCGUACGCGACGAGCUCGGUGCAAAGCUACGUUUUUGCCGAGCACGAAGCCGACAUGCGGGCGGCGGCGGUGGUAGCCACCAACAAGAACAUCGUGUACGACGUUCUCGUGGACAUGAAGGCCCCGCUGGUUGUAUUGCCGGAAGACCCCACGGCGGCCCAUACGUCCAUGGUGGUGCUGGACUUGGGCCGCUUUCACGUCCGAGAUGUGCCGACAGCAGCAGCGUCUGCCACAGUGUACGCGUGGCAAAUCGACAUGACCAAUAUUGAAGUCCUGCUGCAACAACAGCACUCGUCUAAGCCAGGCGUGCCGAUCGUGCCUGGCUUCAGCGUCGGGUUCGCCGUCGAGACGUCCAGGAACUUGCAGGACACUCGCAUCCCAUAUGUGAUGGCGAAAGCAUCCAUGCCAUCUGUGGUCGUGAAUGUCGGCCAAGAGACCAUCGUAGCCCUAGGAACUCUCCACGCUCGUCUGUUGAACCAAUGCCAAAGGUACAUCAAGGCUACAUCAAAGCCAGAUAUGGCGUCAUUUGCGCCAGAGAAGGGGGAUGUUGAAACAGCAACCGACUUGUCAGUCGUACGACUAGCACCACAAGAACAAGCCAGCGUCAAGUUCCACCUUACUUGGGUCGUCGAGUGUGUCCACGUGAACAUUGACGAAUCGUUUCGCAUCAUCAUGCACGGCACGUGGUUCGACUACCAAGCGUCAAGUGCGGCCACGACCACGAUUCGAGCGAAGCUGCAGGAUCUGUGCAUGGAAGACAAGUGCUAUGCGCCGUCGUCGCCAUAUUUCUACUUGGCCCGCACCCAAGACUCGACCGACUUGAUUCAACUCACGAUUGCCACCUCCGAUGCCCCCACUCGCCAUGCCGAUGUGACGGUGGACGUCCACUUUAACGUGUUGCACUUGCAGUGGAAUCCGCCGUCGAUCAUGAUGCUGUAUACGAUGAUCUCCGCCUAUGGAAGUAGCAUGGACGACGGGGCUUGUGCGGGUAUGAUGGUCGACAUGUCGUCGUCGUCCUUGCUGAGUCAGAGCACGCUGCUGCUUGUACCCACGUCCCCCCCCACCACCACCAGUACGAUCCCCGCGUUGAAAAUCACGGCUUCGCUCAAACAAUUCAGCAUCUCAUUCAACAAGGAUGUACUGGAUCGGCGACUGCUCACGCUCACGGUAACCGACGCGUCGGUCGUAUAUGUGGGCGAGAACUCUGGGCAGUACAACGUCAAGGGGGAGCUGGGGGACGUGUCAGGUGUGGAUUCUAGCGUCGUGAAAGCGCCGAAGUAUUCGCCGUUCUUUGGCAUGGACCGAACGGCCCAUGGUUGUUUCAAGCAAGAAGGUGGUAGAUCGCCAAAGCUGGUAGUGUUCGAGUACGCCGUGCAAGGCGGCGCGAUGCUGCCCCGCCUCGCCCUCGUGCUGGAUUCGAUCCGGAUUGUGUACUUUCACCAGCAAGUGUUGGAACUGGUCGACUACUUAUUCCAAGGCAUUUUGGGCACCCUUGUCAACCAAACGCUUCUCUCUGCGACACAGUUGAUCAUGGAACCUGCCACGACGCUCAUAUUGGACAUCCGCAUCCACCGGCCCAAGAUCUUGAUCCCCAUGGAUCCAUUGGAUGUCGAGCACUUUUUACUGCAAUCAUCGCGGCUACAAGUGCAUCACACCCCCAGCACGUUGGCUUCGUACUGUUGUGGAUCUUCGCUUUUGGAGAGGGUCACCACGGCCACCACCACCAGUCACACGUUGCCAUGUGAUUUCAAGCAAGUGGUGCUCGAACAAGCGGGGCUGUACAGCACCGACGGCCGCGGCGGGUACGACAACCUCAUGGCCACGCCCUUGACGUUGGACAUUUCGAUCCUCGACAUUUACUCGACUCGAUUGAAAGACGACGACGGAUCGACUGCGCUUCCUCGGUUCUCCAUUGACUGCGUCAUGCCCCACAUGCACGUCCACAUGUCUCGGACGCAUUAUCUCAUGUUUUUCCGAAUGCUUUCCGACAACAUUGGCGGCGCAUCGCUGUAUCAGAGUGUCGCGGUAGACGACGACGACGACAUGAUCAUGGCCAAGUCUGAGAUGGCGCAUCGACCAGUGGUCGUGUACGAGUAUGCCAAUGCCGACUUGGAAGGCGCGACCAUGGCAGUGUCGUUCAGGAUGGAAUCGUUCUCGUGCUGUGCGCUCGACAUUGGGCUAACGCUGGAGACGACCAACUUGACUGUGUGUCUACGCCUCCUCAACCACAUAAAUCCAUCGCUCGACGUGAGUUUGGCGAACGCGUUCAUUUCCGACGACCUCUUGCGCUGUGAAUCGGUCGUGACCAUCCGAUACGAAUGGAGCAAUGCCAGCGAUGAUGCUGGGCUGCUGCUGGGUACGUCCUCGACGCUAGACGUUGCACUCAACCACUUGCACGGCAAGCUGAUUCCGCACGUGUUGUCGGAUAUAUCUCGCUUCUUUGCCAUGGACGCCGACGCGACCGCCGUGCAUGACGACGUGACGACGAGGCCAUGCUCGGAACCGGCAGCCCAAUCACUGGCGAAAACACCUACAUCGUUCACAAUGAAUGUGCUGGCGACGAAUGUCCAGCUGAGCUUGCCGCAGUCGUUGACGGACAAGCAACCCACCGUCGAACUCGUGGUAGCAGCCAACUUUAAUGUGGCACUUGAGAGCUUUGCAAACCACGCCGACAAUCUCGACCAAACGCUGACAUUGCAAGCAAGGGACCUCGAAGCAUUGCUGCAGAAUGCGAAUCGACAAGGAUGUAGCGAUACCCUGGUGCAGUUGAUUGAACCCACGACGGUCGGGGUGACGUAUCUGGGCUUUCAACACGCGUGCCAUCACCAAGACAAGGUCGACGUAACUGUGAGUCCCGUUGAAGUGUUCUUGUCGUACGAAGACAUGCGGGUGUUGGCAGACGUGUGGACGACCAUGCAGCACGACAUGGCACCAGCGUUCCCGUCGUCUGGGCCCACAUCUGCGACGACGUUGUCAUCUUCGAAAACGCUUCCCCUUGUCGCAGACAGCGAAGUCCAGCGCCAUGUCACAGUGGACGUCCAGCGCAUGCAGCUGACGCUAAUCAACGACUGCGACGGGUGCGAUAUGGGCCUCGUACAGCUGGAACUGCCGACGUGUCGCGUGUUUCUAAACGCGACGACCACCCACGACGCGACCACGGCCACGGGGGGCGGUGAUAUUUCAUUUGCGUCUUCGUACUAUAACCCCGAUAGCCGCGUAUGGCAUCCGCUGUGCCCGGAAUGGAAAGUGCAUGCGUCGGCGAUGACCAACAUUCCGCACGCGCCAACCACCACAGACCAGUUCAAGUCGAUGCAGUGGAAUAUCUCGGCCGACACGCUGCAUGUGACGGCAACGCACGGGUUGCUGGAAGCGCUGGCGUCGGCGGGGGGUACCUUGAUCAAGUCGAAACAACUAGACCAAACCAAGCAUGACGCGCCAUGUUUGAUUCAAAACGAGUCGGGACUGCCCAUUGAGUACUGGUGGAGUAGUGAUCCGUCGGCAAAGACUCGCGUCCAACACAAAGCCGCAGACAAUAUCCACUACGUGCAUGUCAAAGGCAAGGGCUCUGGCGUCACACGAACAUAUACGUCCAACGAUAAGGAGCACGGCACGCUCUGUAUCAACUUCGUUGGUAUGGACACCAAACCAGUUCAAGGCAUUGUGGUCGACCAGUUGGGCACGCGUCCCCAUGCCCUUGUCGAGACGUGCGGGAGUUUGUCAAAGUUGAGUGUGACUUGUGAUACCCAGCUAGUGGGGGGCCAUAUCGUGCUGACGAUUUCGUCGCAUUUGCGCGUGCAAAGCCAUUUGUCCAAUGAAAUCCAACUACUUGUGUACGACCCGACGUGGAAUUCACCCGUGGAAGUUGGCACGUUGCGGCCGUUGGAAGCCACGUACAUUCCGAUUGCGUAUUCCACGGGAUCGGAACUGCGCGUCCGACUGAACGGCUCAGAUUGGGCAUAUAGCAGCCCCAUUCCCAUCGACGCCACGAGCACAUCGACGAUUCGCGUCACCUGCACAAACGAGUCGAAAGUCGCCGUGUUUUGUGUGGCGUUGGCCAACGGCCUGAUCCAACUGUACGAGCCAUACGUUGUUGAAAACAAACUGCCCGUGUCAGUCAUGUUUCAAGUGAAAGAUGCGCAGUCGUUGCCUCGGGGGGAUGACGUGGCCGUCGGAUGCAAGUCCGCCAUCUGGUGGUGUCGAAGCACGCCCAUGUUUGCAUUCCACGUCCCCGGGUGCGACACUACCAACUGGCUCCCGCUGCUCCGUAAGCGUAACAACGACACGUUCUCACUCGGGCUCAAGCGGCUGGACAAGCAACCGCUGACGAUUUUGGUCGUUAUCUCAGAGAACAAGGCCAAAGCAACUACGAUCACGCUGUUGGCCGAGAUGUGGAUCAUCAACAAGACUGGGCUCGACUUGGUCUACGGAAAUGACCAGGACGACGCGUACACCCCCCCCAACGCCGCCCGAUCCGUGGUGGAUGGCUCCACGGAUAUUACGCUCUACUCGACGCCAACCACCCUGCGCAUCAAGAUGAUGACGCCGGCGUCAUCGUGGACUGCUCGGUUCAAGCCAGACCCCAAGCGCAUGAACUGGCAAGACGAGUGUCUGUCUGUGACCACUCGACAAGGCAAACUGCACGAGUUUGGCGUGUCGGCGGACUACGCCACGCGCCAUUUCGGGGUGCUCACGACGCUCGUUAGCAUCACCCCGCGCUACGUGGUGGUGAAUCGCACGCCAUGGACGCUUGUUGUGCUCGAGGACGACGGACUCAUGCACACAAUUGACACGGUGCACCAUGUCAUCAACGCUGGAGACGCGUACAGUCUGUGGUGGACCCAGGGCAAGCGCACGGCCAUUCGCGCCAGUGUCGUGGGGCUCAAUGGCACGUCGAGCUGGUCCGACUCGUUCAGCGUCGAUAAACCCAACACGUUUGACCUGAUCAUUCCCAACGACGAGUACUGUCCGUUCCUGCAGGUCAGUGUCAAGACGGGCGGGCUAUCGCAAGCAACUUUUGUCGUGGACAUUGUGCGCUUGGACUCGGAACCCGACGUGGAGCAGUCCAAGUGGGACAUAAUCAGCUACGACAUCAACGUGGCUGGGUUGGAUCUGACGCUGUCCGACUCGACGAAAGCGACGUCCCCCGCGUUCGAGUUAUUUGGCGGCACCGGCGUCAUGUCGGAGGACGUGGCGCGAUUCCGCAUUUCCGACAUCCGCUUCGACUCGUUCAAAGAUCGCCUCUCGACCAACGUCAGUGUCAAGACGGGCGGGCUAUCGCAAGCAACUUUUGUCGUGGACAUUGUGCGCUUGGACUCGGAACCCGACGUGGAGCAGUCCAAGUGGGACAUAAUCAGCUACGACAUCAACUACUUACUAUAGGUGGCUGGGUUGGAUCUGACGCUGUCCGACUCGACGAAAGCGACGUCCCCCGCGUUCGAGUUAUUUGGCGGCACCGGCGUCAUGUCGGAGGACGUGGCGCGAUUCCGCAUUUCCGACAUCCGCUUCGACUCGUUCAAAGAUCGCCUCUCGACCAACGCGCAUCUGGUCGUGGCAUCCAUCACUCUCAAAGACUUGCUCGUGGGGACAAAGUACCCCAACGUGCUAACCCCAGCCAAGCGAGACGCGGACUUUGUCCAGUUUACAUACAUGUCGAAGCGGCACCCCAAGUACGCGUACAUUGAAGAGCUGACGCUGUGGACCAAGGACGUGCGCGUGCAGACGUCUAUGAAGUUUAUCGACCGCAUCAACUCGGUGGUGGCUCACGUCUUGGGGCACUUUGCCUCGUCCAACACGUACUCGGUGGACCUCCUUUCGUACUUUGCCGACGACGGAACGACCGAGCAGCAGCACAACACGAUCACAGGGCGCAAGUGUUUUUUCGAACGCUGUCACAUUUACCCAAUCAACGUGGUGCUGUCGUUUGUACGCGAUAAAAAGGACGACCGGAUGGAUCCGUCGGCGGGGUUUUGGCUGUCGAAUCUCAAGUUUCGCAUCAAGGAUGCGUCGAUCGUCCUGGACGAGUACACGCUCCGCAAUGCAUUUGCCACACAAGAGUCUGUCUUGCAGGCCAUGGGCGCGUUCUACGUUAGCUCUAUCAAGGGUCAAGCGCUCAACUUGAUCGAGUCCAUCCAGGUCACAUCGCUAGUGACGGGGGUGGUCAAGGACGGCGUGUCGUCGCUCGUGUCGACGCUAAUCGGCAAAACCGACACAUCGCUGGCGUCGUCGGCGUCGUUUCGGUACGAAUCGCUGUCCAACAAUGCGAUUGUGGCCAAACACUCGGAUGCGCUCGACAAGGCCACGUCACCGACGGAUUUCGCCGGCGUGCUCAACCAUUUGGUGUACGAUUGGGAUGGCAACCACACGGGACUCGAAGCGCGGGCGUGCAUGGCGCUAGGCCUGGUCAACAACUCUAGGCAAUCGGUGGUGCUCCAAGUAUUUCUAAAAGACGGCGCCGAGUUCCGGCUGCUUCCCGCUGGCCGCAACUACGUGGCCGGGGCGUCGUCGCCAUAUUGGACAAGCGACCGCGGCCUCAUUGUGUUUGCGUGGGGGUACACGCCGACGCUCUUGACCACGGGAGAUAUAUGCCUCCAACUCCAGUCGAACGCGUUCAAUUUGUACAUUUCCAAGAGCUCGACGCGGCUCCAACCGAAUCCAGGGUACUCGGCUACGUUUACAGUGCAAGACAAGCAAACGUGGUGGUCCAAGUUUAUGAUAAUUGUCGGCGACGACUUGCCCCCAUCUCUAGAGGUUUCAUCCACGACUAGUACUACUAGUACUACUGGUGGGGUAAUCGACACGUACGAAGUGAUGUUUACCACGGAUGCAUUGGGGAUUGUGGCCAAGCAAGAUGACUACCAAACGGUCGUGGUGCGCGAAUGCUGCUACUUUUCCAACGGCCAGCCCGGCCCCGCGCUUGCCACGGGCCGCAUCACCGAAGGCGACAUGAUUCUAUCGGUGAAUGGCAUCCCCAUCAAGUCGACGCAAGCGUUCAAAGACAUUAUUGUCAACACGUCGAGGCCGAUUGUCGUGCGGUUCAAGAAGGCAUCGUUCGACUUGUUUGGCGAAGUGACACCAUCUCCCGCCGCCCACAAACCCGACCACGAGUACAGUUUGUUUGGGUAAUAUGUAACACUAAUCAUUACAUUCAACACUGCUUUUGAU
Molecule: messenger RNA, 8967 nt
Organism: Aphanomyces astaci
Lineage: Eukaryota; Oomycota; Saprolegniomycetes; Saprolegniales; Verrucalvaceae
Exons: 13
Coding region: 1-7185 (2394 amino acids)
Biological process (GO): protein retention in Golgi apparatus; protein targeting to vacuole
Cellular component (GO): extrinsic component of membrane
Source: RefSeq, a predicted model, not a curated record